UAGUUAGUCUCUACAAUCUCUCCUUUCCUCUAUAGAGUACGUGUGUUUUAUGUUAUUCUCUAUAGAAAGUGCUUUGUGUGUUGUUAAAAAUUGGUUCAGUUUCAAUGGAUUCAGGGCUUGCUAUAUCUUCUCCUAAAGCUUAUUCAGUCACAACUGGUGGAAAUCUCUGGCGGAGUAAACAUUCCACCAAAAAUAUUUACUAUGCAAGUUCUUGUGUAUCGAAAGCUUCAGAACACAAAAGGAAAAACCAAAUUGAAUAUAAUGUUUUGAGGUUACAACAACCAAGUUUGGAUCAUCAUUACAAAUGCACUGGAGGAGAGUCUACAUAUCAAAAAUGCAAUAGAAAAUAUGUUGUGAAAGCAGUCCCUAAAUAGCCUUUUGAUUUAGAACCUCAUGCUUCCAAUCUUAAGAAUAUUUUGUACUCUGUCAAAAAACUUUUGGCUGCUUUCUACUAUUUUUCCUAUCCAUACACAAUGAUUGGCAUAACAUUAUGCGCAUUUUCUUCGUCACUUCUUGCCGUGGAAAAACUAUCGGAUAUAUCUCUAUCAUUUUUUAUUGGUGUGUUGCAGGCUGUGCUACCUCAGUUGUUUAUUGAAAUUUAUCUUUCGGGUGUGAAUCAACUGUAUGACCUUGAAAUAGACAAGAUAAACAAACCACAUCUUCCAAUAGCAUCUGGACAAUUCUCCUUUAAAACUGGUGUCAUUGUUUCUGCAUCAUUUUUAGCUCUGAGUGUUGGGUUUACUUGGAUUACAGGCUCUUGGCCGUUGAUAUGGAAUCUCAUAGUAAUCUCUUCAACGUGGACUGCUUAUUCAAUCGAUGUGCCCCUGCUGAGAUGGAAGAGAUACCCAUUGGUUGCAGCAAUGUGCAUGGUUUCUACAUGGGCAUUUGCAUUGCCAAUUUCAUUUUUCCAUCACAUGCAGACUGUUGUGUUGAAGAGACCAAUUAGCUUUCCGAGAUCAUUGACUUUUGUUGUUGCAUUUAUGACCUUCUACUCCAUGGGUUUGGCAUUGUCUAAGGAUAUACCCGAUGUUGAAGGAGAUAAAGAACAUGGCAUCAAUUCUUUAUCAGUACGCCUAGGUCAGAAACGGGUAUUUUGGAUUUGCGUUUUCCUUUUUGAAAUGGCUUUCGGUGUUGGCCUCUUGGCAGGAGCAUCAUCUUCUUACCUUCAUACUAAAAUUGUCACGGGUUUGGGAAAUGUUGUUCUUGCUUCAAUUCUCUUGUACCAAGCCAAGUCCGUAGAUUUAAACAACAAAGCUUCCACUGGAUUCUUCUAUAUGUUCAUUUGGAAGCUAUUGUACGCGGCAUUCUUUCUCAUGGCUUUAAUUAGAUAAGGAUAUCGUUGAAGGUUAAAACAAUGUUCCUGACACAUACAACAAAAUAAAAGGAAUAUAUGUUUUGUAUCAAAAAUUUAUCAAAGAGAUAAAAACUAUAGAGAUAUCAGAUAUGUGUUUCCCAAAAUAUUAAUU
Glycine soja is the source of this 1466-nucleotide messenger RNA. Its product is annotated as glycinol 4-dimethylallyltransferase-like. The coding region runs from base 474 to 1331 and encodes 285 amino acids. Gene Ontology annotation, cellular component: membrane. The record is from RefSeq and is a predicted model, not a curated record. Gene Ontology annotation, molecular function: prenyltransferase activity. The transcript has 13 exons. NCBI's taxonomy places the organism in Eukaryota, Viridiplantae, Streptophyta, Magnoliopsida, Fabales, Fabaceae.